Cynara cardunculus var. scolymus (artichoke) is the source of this 1421-nucleotide messenger RNA. RefSeq lists its product as uncharacterized. The coding region runs from base 339 to 1319 and encodes 326 amino acids. Lineage: Eukaryota; Viridiplantae; Streptophyta; Magnoliopsida; Asterales; Asteraceae. The transcript has 2 exons. The record is from RefSeq and is a predicted model, not a curated record.
GUGAUGCUUGUCAAGCUAAGGAUGAAGACUUGUUCUAUCAAUGUGAUAGUUGUGAUUUUUGGCUCCACAAGACUUGUGCUUCCUUAGCCACCACCAUUGAUCUACCCCACCAUCGUAAUCAUCCUCUCGUUCUCGUCUAUUCACUCCCGGAUAAUUUUUAUAAUUUUCUUUAUUACUGCGAGUUCUGCAACAAAGUCAUCCUAAAAAACGGUUGGUUGUAUCAUUGUGCAAACUGUAGAUACUUUGCCCACAUUAAAUGYGCYUUAAACGCAGAGCAACCUUCCAUUCCAAGCAAUGCUCCAGAUACUUAUACUGCUGAAGAACGCAAAAACGAUUUUAUGCAAUUUCCCAUGUCACAUGCAUUCACAGAUCCACUAAAGUUUCUUCAUUCGGAGAAGGUAUCUUUAGACGAUGAUGGUGCAAUAGAAAUUAGCCAUUGGAGUCAUGGUCAUCCAUUGAAUCUUAGCGUUGAACCUCAAGGUAACAACAUGCCCGAAAUUAAUUGUGAUGAUCCAAUAGAGGUAUGUUAUGGAUGUGUACGACCCCUCUCCCUUCCAUACUACAAUUGCAAAGAUGGAUGUUCAUUUACCCUCCACAAAUAUUGUGCCGAAUUACCGCUCACAUUAGAACAUCAUCUUCACCCAGAUCAUCCACUUGAUUUGGUAGACACCAGUGAAGAUGAGCACUUCUAUAGCUGCAACGGUUGUUUUAGCAGAGGCAACAAGUUUGUCUACAAAUGUGAAACUUGCAAGUUCUACUUGGAUGUAAAUUGUGGAUUUUUACCCAACACCAUCAUACAUAAAUCUCACAAACAUCCUCUUACCCAAGUCAUGGAUCCCAACCAAGCUUGUGAGGCAUGUGACAAAACAUUUACGGGUAUAAGUUUUGCUUGCAAAGCUUGUAAUUUCCAACUAGACAUGUAUUGUGCAAUACGGUCUCCUCAAUUACUUACUCAUAGGUAUUGCAAAGGACAUGAAAUCCCAUUGACGUAUCCCCCGGUCGAAGAUCAUCCCGAAGAUUUUUAUUGUGAUAUAUGUGAGAAGGAAAUGCACCCCAAGCUCCCACUCUAUCAUUGUCACAAAUGCAAAAAUUCAUUUCACCUGGAUUGCAUUAAUCAAAUUGAUUUGUAUGCGAAUGUCGUCGGGUGGGAGAAGGCUAUAAUCGAGUCUUCUCAUCACAAACAUCCAUUAAUGUGUGUUCGAAGAAAGACAACAUGUGAGUAUGUGUGUCCUUUUUGUAAUCUUGAUAUUAAUGGUGGUUUGAUGCUUGAGUGUCAGAUCGAAACAUGUCCUUUUAGAAUUUGUUAUUCUUGUUAUUAAAAUAUCAGAAAGUCUCGUUUUCGUAUCUAUGCGGCAUGAUAGUAAAGUACAUGGAAUGGCUACUCAUGUUUGUUCAAGGGUGUAAUUUGUUACAUAUAUUUU